Molecule: messenger RNA, 3161 nt
Organism: Gadus chalcogrammus (walleye pollock)
Lineage: Eukaryota; Metazoa; Chordata; Actinopteri; Gadiformes; Gadidae
Gene: cbfb
Product: core-binding factor subunit beta
Exons: 7
Coding region: 287-811 (174 amino acids)
Biological process (GO): regulation of transcription by RNA polymerase II
Cellular component (GO): nucleus; core-binding factor complex
Molecular function (GO): sequence-specific DNA binding; transcription coactivator activity
Source: RefSeq, a predicted model, not a curated record
GAGAGAGAGAGAGAGAUUUCCAGCCAAUUGCCAAAUUAUGCGUUAUCUAUACCGGCUACUGGUCCACGAGCCGAGGCAGUGAGAGAGCAAGACCCCGCCAAAGGUAGAUCGGCACAGCGCAAGCCCCAGACGAGGAAGAACACGAGACACGGAAGAGACGCCGCGAAUAAAUGAGAUAAAAGGAAGGACGGCUAACUCCGAUUCUUUUCGAGAAAACACAUGAACUAUUGCUGUACAGGAAAAUAGUUGAAAAAGUACACUAAGAUUUCUGAGCCGAAUCACCAACAUGCCUCGGGUAGUCCCGGACCAAAGGAGCAAGUUCGAAAAUGAGGAGUUCUUUCGCAAGUUGAGCAGGGAGUGUGAGAUCAAAUACACGGGGUUCCGGGACCGGCCUCACGAGGAGAGGCAAGCCCGCUUCCAGAACGCCUGUCGGGACGGACGGUCAGAAGUGGCCUUUGUGGCCACUGGUACCAACCUCUCCCUCCAGUUCUUCCCAGCCAACCUGCACGGGGACCAGCGACAGGCUCCCACUAGAGAGUAUGUGGACUUUGAGAGGGAGACAGGGAAGGUGUAUUUAAAAGCUCCCAUGAUCCUGAAUGGAGUGUGUGUGAUCUGGAGGGGCUGGAUAGACCUGCAGCGGCUGGACGGGAUGGGCUGUCUGGAGUACGACGAGGAGAGAGCCCAGCAGGAGGAUGCUCUGGCCCAGGCAGCGUUUGAGGAUGCCCGACGCAGGACCAGAGACUUUGAAGACCGGGACCGAUCCCACAGAGAGGACCUGGAGGAUCCUGUGGUUUCUAAAAUCUGGGACUGAUGACACCCAGACAGACAGCAAGCAGAGCAUGACACGUCCAGACGACACCAGGACUCCUCUGGUGGCCCCAUCUGAAGAAACAAGCCAUGCUGACUGGAAGUGGAUGAGCAGGGAGAUGAAGAAAACAGGCCAUGGUCAAUCAUACUGCCUUCAACUGUAAAAGAAAAAACAUCAUGAGCAUAGCAUUUUCUAUUGUUUGAUUGACUUAUAUAGAGGCUUGAUCUCCAACAACUUUUUUCUAUUUUGAUUUUUAUCUAAAGAAUAUAUCAUUUAUAAAAUGUUAGUGAUUAGAUAAAAGGUCCCCCCACCUAAUAAAAUCCAAGUGUGCAGUGUCACACUCCUGUGGAUUAUCCACCAUACCUCCUGCUAUUCUCUGAGACCAAAGUUCACUGUGCUGGGAAAGGAACAAGGGAAGUUGUUGUGGAUGGGGUAGAGGGAGAUAAUGAUAAAAUAGUGUGUGCGUACCUCUGUGCGUGUGUGUAUGUGUGUGUGUGUGUGUGUGUGUGUGUGUGUGUGUGUGUGUGUGUGUGUGUGUGUGUGUGUGUGUGUGUGUGUGUGUGUGUGUGUGUGUGUGUGUGUGUGUGUGUGUGAGAGUGUGUGUGAGUGUGUGUGAGUGGGUGGGUGUGUGUAUCAGCAGCCGUUUUGCCGCCACCAUUGGUUAGAAUCACACGCGCAGCAAAGACAAUCGGCAGGAUGGGAUGAUACGGAAGGCAAGGCUGGAACUGACGUCUACCAGAGAAGAACUUGUUUUAGUUUUUAUUGCUUUUUUUUUACAUUUGGUGGAUGCAGAUCUUUGAGUGGGUUAGGGUCAAUCCAAAUGUCCUUUGUCUUCCAAAGGGGUUUUGCACUAUGUGAUCCAAUCAACCAUGUGCCCAAAUCGUAAAUUCAUCCCCUCUUUAUGCAUGAAACCAAGCACUCUAUUGGUUAUUGUUACGGUACCAUUGUCAUGUAGAAAUUAAGUCAGCACACUCUUUCAAAAAAUUAAUUAAGUGUCGGUGAUACAAGGUUUGAUUUAAGAAUUUCUUAUUUUUGCAGUCCAAAGUUUUCAUACAGUGGUGCCCUGAGGAUGUGUCUGAUACAUUUUCUGCAUGGUUCUCUAUAGGACUAUGGAGAAUACAAACAGAGAAGUUAUUUUUUACGAAACCAACCAGUUUUUCAUUUUAGCCUAGAAGAUCUUUACUGUUUUCAAUGGAUCAUCCAGUCGUUGCUUUGCAUGGAAAUGAACAAAUUACCUUGCUGCAAUGUCAAUGUCAAAUCUUGCUGCAGCACUAUGGUCAUGAAACAUGGUUGUUUUGUCAUCAGAACAAUGUUUCUGUGAAAUAUGUUGCUGUGUUUACCUUUUAUAUAAUAUUUCAUGUGUACUCUGUGUCUUUGUUGUUCUUUAUGCCGCUUUGUUUUGUAUUAGUUGUAGCAACGUUAGCUUUUGUAUAUUUGAGAUUAGUAUCAAAUAGUAAUGUAUGCUCAGUAGGUUUUAGGACAUGAGGCUUUUAAUGUUAUUUUAUUUCGUUUCAUUUUCCUGUAUAAUUUUGGGCAGAAGUUUUAUGAUGACUCAACCCCUUUUAUUGCAGAAUCAGUUUUAUAUUGUUCAACUCUGAGUUGAUUUCUUUCUUUGAAUUCAGUGCAUACAGCUAUUGUAUUAUAAUGAUUGUGUCUAAGAAUAACUUUUUUUGAUGAACAGAGACUUUCUUUUAUGUCCUUGUGAUCCCUCAUUAAGAUUUUUAAAACAGUUUAUUUGCUGUUUUCAAAAUCAUCCUGAAGGAUCUUCAGCGCUCUGAAAAUGUUCAUGGUGAAACCAAAGAAACAAUGUCAUCCUUAAUCCAAACAUAAACAUGCACAUAUAUUAAAGAAAUCAGCUGUUCAAAUAUGUGAUUCAAGUGAUAUGACGUUUCUCAAUAGGUGGCUGGGCAGCUCAUUAACCAAGCAUGUUUAAACGUGCUAGGGGAUGAACCUGCUAAGAGGCAUGCGUUGCUGAUGAAUGCAGGGAGAAGGAGGAAGGAUGUAUGAGGGGUUGGGCCGAGGGGCAGGUGGUCGAAGUCCUCAACACCCAACGAGGUGAAGAUGGAGGGUUAAAGUGUGGUGAAAGUGGAGGAAGAUUUAGAGGAAUCAUGGUCAAUCCUGGUGAUAGGGGGACAGUUAGGAACAACCUAUAUACCCAGGGUUGCAGAUGCAGUGAAAAAAUACUCUAAAUAGCCUAGAGCUUUAUACAUUUCUUAUUUCUAAAAGAAAUGUAUUAUGCUGUCAGGUUCAUAACUAUAUUGAGUCAUUAUGUACAACAAAAGACUAAACGGACUGUUCUCGACCGAAUUAAACAUUCCGUCUAUAUUAUGAACUGACCCAUCAUUGGUGUAAA